AUGCAGCUCGCAUAUCUGACCCUCCUCGUACUAUACAUCUAUGCCGUUGCUGCCGAUCCAUGUCCUGCAAACAUGGGCUUACCUGGCGGCGUAUACAUAUGCUCCGACAAAAACUUCACCGGCCAGUGCACGUGGAUGCCCCCAAGACCCGCUUGCCGGUACUUUGAUGGGUUUCACCCUACAUCAAUCGGCCCAGAUCCAGGUGGCUACUGCCUCCUCUGGAGAAAUCACACAUGCGAGGGCGAGGCCAUAAGCUUCUGGUUCGGGAAGGUGCAGGCAGAGAAACUGUACUGUCCUGGUAGUGGAGAUGUGCCGCGUGGUGUUCAAGUAGGGAGUUUCAGGUGUUUCGCUGGAGAGUAG
This is a messenger RNA of Cucurbitaria berberidis CBS 394.84, 360 nucleotides long. RefSeq lists its product as uncharacterized. The record is from RefSeq and is a predicted model, not a curated record. Lineage: Eukaryota; Fungi; Ascomycota; Dothideomycetes; Pleosporales; Cucurbitariaceae. Bases 1 to 360 code for a protein of 119 amino acids. The transcript has 2 exons.